CCAGAAAGGCUUGAGCCAAUCCCAAAUCCCAACACACCCAUAGAGAGAGAGAGAGAGCAGUGUCUGGUCUCUCUCUAUUUGAAGUCUGGUGGUCACUCUCACGCGGAGAGACGCCCAUAGUCAUAGAUAUAUCAUCCUCUUCAAGGAUUUUCAACACCCAAAUAUCUGCCUUGUUUCUUUCUUUCUACAUCUUUCAAUCUUUGAAUCCCCAAGUUUUGAAAACAAGACCAAGUUUGACAAGUUAGAGUGUUUCGCUACCUUGGCCUUUUUGCCGUUUCACGAGCUUCAAAGGCUAACAGCUUUUCAAAUUCUUGAAAUAAAAACACCACCUUCAGAUCCUCAAGGCUCAAACUUCAAGUUUCUUCCUUGCCGCCUUUUACAACUCCAUUCUCAGCAGUCUAUCUCACAAGCUCAACCCAAUUCUCUGUGAAGAAACAUAACUUUCUCAUCAAAAGUCAGUCAAAAACUGAUCCUUUUUGGCUUGAAAAUUCAAGUCUUCUUGAUCCUCAACAUCCGACAAGGCGAUCCUUUUUACUCCUUGUGUGGUCACCGGAAUUAAUUAAGAAUGCAAGACCCGACGGGAUUUCAACAAAUGAAAGCUCCGGCUUUUCCAGAGCAAGAGCAGCUAAAAUGCCCGCGCUGUGAAUCAACCAACACUAAAUUCUGUUACUACAACAACUACAACUUGUCUCAGCCCCGCCAUUUCUGCAAGAACUGCCGCCGUUACUGGACCAAAGGAGGGGCCCUUCGUAACAUCCCCGUCGGUGGUGGCACCCGCAAGAACACCAAACGCUCAUCCUCAUCAUCCUCCUCCUCCUCCUCCUCCUCCACCAACAACCCCAAACGCCAGCCCAACCCCGCUACUGACCCGAACCGAAACCCAAAACUCCCUGACCCUUCCCUGCCGCGGACAUCAUCAUCGACGAUUCCCCAGCAAGUCGUCUUGAACUCAGGGGUUCUUAAUUCGGGUUCGGACGGUGACCCGACCCGGAUGUACGUCUUGUCGGUUAAUCAUCAAGAUAGGAAGAUGAUGGAUAUCGGUGGGAGCUUUAGCUCGCUGUUGUCGUCGAGUGGGCAGUUUGGAAACCUUCUAGAAGGGCUGAAUCCAAAUGGGCCGGGUUUGAAAACGGUGCAAAUGGGUGAAUUUGGGGGGAAUUUGGAUUCAGGUCAUGGGAUGAAUCAGGUUCCGAGUCGGGAUCCGGGACUGGGUGAGAGCAAUAAUAACGGGGAGAGUUAUUUGGGUGUGCAGGGUAGUGGGGAUACAAGUUGUUGGACUGGCGGUAGCAAUGGGUGGCCUGAUCUUGCUAUUUACACUCCAGGUUCAAGUUUUCAGUAGCGUAGAGAUAGAAAAACAUAUAUAUUUUUUUCCCUUUUAAUAUUUUUUUUAAAAAAUCUCUCCCCGCUUUCCCUUUGUUUAAUUGUGCUUGUCAUGGUAAUUAAAGCUAAGGUUGUGAAGAUAAUUGCUUGAUUUUGUAGUAUCUAAUGAUACUACGAGGGAUAUCUUAUGGUUUAGCUGGAUGAUAAGUAAUAGAGGAGAUGACAAUGCCGCGAAGACUUAAUGCUACAAAUAGCAUUCUUCUAUAUAUAUUAUAUAUUGAGUUUUUCAUUUUCAUUUUUCUUUUUCUCUUGUGGUGUGUUUGUAUGUGUUUUAUGAAUGAUAAUAGAAGAAAAAGAGAAGGGUGUUUGCCCAUUUAUUUGAGGUGUGGCCUUUAA
This is a messenger RNA of Theobroma umbraticum, 1713 nucleotides long. RefSeq names its product dof zinc finger protein DOF1.7-like. Lineage: Eukaryota; Viridiplantae; Streptophyta; Magnoliopsida; Malvales; Malvaceae. The record is from RefSeq and is a predicted model, not a curated record. Gene Ontology annotation, biological process: regulation of DNA-templated transcription. Gene Ontology annotation, molecular function: DNA-binding transcription factor activity; DNA binding.